Messenger RNA from Symsagittifera roscoffensis, 2663 nucleotides. Its product is annotated as tyrosine-protein phosphatase non-receptor type 13-like. The record is from RefSeq and is a predicted model, not a curated record. Gene Ontology annotation, cellular component: cytoskeleton. NCBI's taxonomy places the organism in Eukaryota, Metazoa, Xenacoelomorpha, Acoela, Convolutidae. The transcript is spliced from 6 exons. The coding region runs from base 165 to 2528 and encodes 787 amino acids.
CUGAAACUUUUAUAUUGAAAGCGUUUUUUCUAUGCAAAAAAUCCACUUUCCAACUAGUUUCAUUUUUCCUACGCUUUCAAGUUUCUUGAAUCAGCUUUUAUAUACAGAUAUAGUCAUAAUUAAUAAAUAUAGCUUCCAAGUAAAAUAAAAAUAAAUAAGUGACUAUGCAAAGAAGUUCUAAAAAUCUACGCGCGUCUAUUUCAGACAUCUGCGAUGUUCGAUUGAGCCCAAUUUCUGAUUCGGAAGCCUGGAUUAUUCUUUAUCAAGGAGUUAAAACCCUUAGAGAUAUUCUUAUAAACGGAUUAGCUCUUAACGGCCACCGACUUUCCUUCAUUAUCACGCCUGAUACCCUAAAUUUUGAGCUUACUGGCACGAUCGAGUUUUCAGAUUAUUCUAAAAGAUCUUCUUACGCAGCUUCCCAUUUUUUGGCGCCCGAAGUGUUACAAGGUCAAACUCUGGCUAUGCUUAAACACAUAGAAGCCGCGCAUGUGUUCUCGCUUGGAGCUGUUGUUUUUUGGGCUCUGACUUUCCAAGAAAUGAGACAUCAAAAAGAGUUAACGCCUAAGCUAAGGAAUCUAUUGGCUAAAAUGAUUCAAAAUGUCCCGGUAGUUCGAGCAAGUUUUGAAGACAUUUUGGACAUUGCGGUUGACCAGGUUGCUUUAAAUGGGUCCUCUCCAGAAAUGGUGAUUGGAAAACUGGCUCAAUACGUGUUCGGAGAUCCAACAAAUCACCCUAAACAACAAAAAUCACAAUAUAUUCCUGAAGUACUGAAACAAAACCCGACCCAAUGCGAUAACCAACAUCCAUCAGCAUUCCGCACAAUUUACCAACAAGGUCAAGUUCACCAGAAAACAACUAACCUUAAUUCAUCUGAUAAACAAGUGCAUGAUGCAAACCUAUCACAAUUACCUUAUUUGGGCAUCUCUUCACUUCCAACUAAACAAUUAACAGCAGCUAGAAAUUUUCCAGAAGUGGAAAACUUUCCGACAAGAGAUAUCGCAGCCCAAAACCAUAAUGCAAAACUUGACCUGACGAACAAAAAUAACAGCUUUGCUGGACAGAUUAUAGCACCGAGCGACCGUGAAAAUGUUGCAAACCAAAAGAAAAAUACAGGCAACUCUCUGAAAAAUGACAAUUUUGCACCAAAAAUAGAGCCAUCUUUCAAUGACAAACAUACGUCUACCGAAGACUUCGACGAUGUUUCCGAAAGAAAUGAAGUUUUGUUACACCAAGCGGCGGGAGAACACAUCACGCAAACGAAUAGUCCUCUCCCAAAAGCUGAUCAAAAACAAGUCGAAAGCUCUAAUAGCAAAUCUUCAAAUGAUGAUUCCGUGCCUACUACACACAUGAAAGGUCCCGAAUUCGUAUACUGGAGCUCACAAACACCUGAAACUAUCAGCAUUCCAUUUGAAAGCGACUUCUUUGACCUUGAGAAUGAUAGUGGUGCUGGUUCAAAGCGAAAUGUUGUGAUUGAACUGAGCAAUGGUCGGCAAUUGGUCGUGGCUUGUACUCUGAAAUCAUCGAUACAGGAAUGCUACAACACUGUUCAGGAUAUUUUUGACGCUGUCGUUGAUCAUCUGAAGCUAUUGGAGCAUGCGUUUUUCGGACUGACACACUUUAGCCAGGGCGAGUACUUUUUCCUGGAGUUCCCGGAACAAUUGAGUGAGGUGGCACCGGAUAUGUGGCGACAAGGGAUAACAACAACAUUUAGCUUAAACUUGCAAGUGAAAUUUUACGCUCCAGACAUUCGAAAUCUUCUGGACCCCUUAACCAGACAUCUGUUCUAUCUGCAGUUGAGAAGGGAUCUUCUGGAGGAUAAGUACGAUUGUUCCGAGGAACUCUCUCUAAUCCUCGCAUCACUCGCCCUCCAAGCAGAGUUUGGAGACCACUCAGGCAAAAACAUGACUGAAAGUGGCAGAUACUUCAAGCCUGAAAAUUACGUGGCCCAGAGCGUACUCUCCUACCUCGGGUCGGACAAAGUCGAGUCGGCUCUCAUAACCUUACACGAGGCCAACUUGGGUCUGACCAAAACCGAAGCCGAAGGCCGAAUGAUCAUGCAAUGCUGUAGAAUACUAGACUAUGGUCGACAUUUUCACAAAGUUGUCGAGAUACAAGGAUCGGAAAUCUUCCAAGUGGUUUUGGGAAUCUCGACUGUUGGCGUUGAUUGCUGGCGACUUGACGACAACGAUGAAUUGUUCCGAGAGCUCGCAUACACUGUCGAGUGGUCCCAUAUUAAAAGCGUAUCUUUAUCUAAAACAAGUUUACUUAUUGAAACUUACAGCGUAGAUUAUCCUGUUUUGGAGUUUGCGACAGACUCGAUCAAAAAAGGAAAAUACUUGCUUCAACUUUGCUCCACGCAUUAUAAAUUCAACGAUGCUAAUGGUCAAAGUUUAAUGAACAAUGAAGAAAAGUCCAAGCAAUCAUACUCAAAUAUGGAAGAAAAUUUGCCGAGGAACUCAAGUAACCCCAAUUAUGCAAAGAACCAGAAUGAAACUACGCAGAGUAACCCUUCUGUGAAUGGCUUUUAAAGAAUACUGAACUUUGGCCCUGAUACUGUUGGAUAAAUUGGCCGUCGACAGAAACCAAACAGCACGAAGAAUGGGAAGAAAUGAACAAAAAAAUCGAUUAACUCUCAUCAAAAUUUACAUAUCAUUAAAACUGUU